AACCGGGUAACGAACGGCACGGCGCUUAGGAGAAGCGGCAGCGGAGAGAGGGGCAGCUGUUGUCCUCGCGGGGCACGUUAGCUCUCCUGCACACGGCCCCGCAGGCAGGCAGACGCCGGCCGCUGGCCCCGUUCACGGGGCGGGGGGAGUGUACCACCAGCACGGGCAGCAGAGCCAGGUGACUGGCCGCGGCCGAGAGCUCUCGGCUCGCUCAGCCCAGGCUCCCCUCGCCCCGGGCAGGCAGCCACUCCUCGCACGGCGGGACGCGUCCCCUCGCCAUCCGCCCCCUCCCGCGGCCGCUUCCCAGCCACCAGUGCCGCGCACCUCGCGUGAACGGCGGCGGAGCGGGCACGGCACGGGAGAGCUGCGCGACCCCGCAGCCGGUGACCCGGCCGCCGGGCGCCAUACCCCGGCCGCGGCCCGGCUGGGGGGGCCCGGCGGGGCGGGGCCGGCGGCGGCGCCUCCUCCACGGGAGAGGGCGGGGCUGCUCUCCUUUGCGCCAUGAUGAACAAAUGACCUCGCGGGGAAUGAAAUUUAAGUUCCACCGAGGGGAGAGAGUUCUCUGCUUCGAGCCCGACCCUACCAAGGCCAAAGUGCUCUAUGAUGCCAAGGUUGUUGAUAUUGUUGUUGGAAAAGAUGAGAAAGGCAGGAAGAUUCCAGAAUAUCUGAUCCAUUUUAAUGGUUGGAACAGAAGCUGGGAUAGAUGGGCAGCUGAAGAUCAUGUUCUUCGUGAUACAGACGAAAACCGCAGAUUACAGCGUAAAUUGGCACGGAAGGCUGUGGCUCGCAUGAGAAGAAAAGGAAGAAAGAAGAGACGUUGCAGGUUGCCUGGUGUUGACUCUGUGUUGAAAAGCCUCCCCGCUGAAGAAAAUGAUGAGAGUAGCGAAAACUCUAUAAGUAGUUCUUCUUCUGAUGACAGUGAUGAAGGAACAGAUGAAGAAAUAAAAAGUGAAGAAAGUGACAUAGAAGAGAGAACAGAAAUGAGAGAAGAACAAGACAUUCAUACAAAAAGGGACAUGGAAGAAAGAGCAAUAAGCAUAGAAAUUCCUGAAGUCCUGAAAAAGAAGCUUGAGGAAGAUUGCUAUUAUAUUAACAGAAGAAAAAGGCUUGUGAAGCUUCCUUGUCAGACAAAUAUAAUAACCAUCCUGGAGUCAUAUGUGAAACAUUUUGCUAUUAAUGCUGCUUUUUCAGCUAAUGAACGAUCUCGGCACCAUCAGAUGACUCCACAUGCUAAUAUGAAUCUUCAUUAUGUGCCACCGGAGAAGAAUGUUGAGCUGUGUAAAGAGAUGGUGGAUGGCCUGAGAAUAACUUUUGACUUCACGCUUCCAUUAAUUUUGCUCUAUCCUUAUGAACAAGCUCAAUUUAAGAAGGUGACUUCAUCAAAAUACUUUCUUCCCAUCAAAGAAAACUCAACAAAUACUAACAGAAAUCAGGAGGAGCUUUCCCCAAGUCCUCCUCUGUUGAAUCCACCAACGCCUCAGUCAACCGACAGCCAGCCUACAACAGGAGAGCCGGCCACGCCAAAAAGGCGAAAAGCAGAACCUGAGAUCCUGCAGUCGCUGAGACGUUCAACCCGCCACAGCUCCAACUGCGACAGGCUGUCAGAAAGCAGUGCUUCCCCACAGCCAAAACGACGGCACCUGGACACCCCAGCUUCUAUGCCAAAGCUUUUCUUGCACUUGGAAAAAAAAACCCCUGUCCACAGUGGAUCGUCCUCACCAAUAACUUUGACCCCUAGCAAAGAGGGGAGUGCGGUUUUUACUGGCUUUGAAGGUAGAAGAAACAAUGAAUUGAACGAGGUUUUGUCCUGGAAAUUGAUGCCAGAGAAUUAUCCACCAAGUGAUCAACCACCACCUCCCUCAUACAUCUAUGGAUCUCAACAUUUGCUACGGAUGUUUGUAAAGCUACCAGAGAUACUGGGGAAGAUGUGCUUUCCUGACAAAAACUUGAAGGCUUUAGUAAAACACUUCGAAAUGUUUCUGAGGUUUUUAGCAGAGUACCAUGAUGAUUUCUUCCCAGAAUCUGCUUACGUAGCUGCGUGUGAAGCCUACUACAGUACUAAAAAUCCUCGGGCAAUCUACUGAAGCUAUUAAUAAAGAUUAAUUUCUUCUAUAUGUAGCCCAUGACAAUGCUGUUUUUCCAUAUGGCUACAAGAAGAUGAAAAAGGAACUAAAACAACUUCUGGAAUUGAAUAAAUAGGAAAAUGUCUUCUGUGAUGGUUGGAUUACUUUGGCAUGGAGAACUCCUUUUCAGAGAUCUGUAUAGACUGCAUUGUGAGUUGCUUGCAGGAUUGAAUAUAACUGCAACUCCAUAUGAAUUAAGAAGCUUUGUUCUGACUUCUAAUGUAUAGGACUGCAUAGGACUAUUGAAGAGGCGGAUGGCAAAAGCAGAGACAUUAGGAACAGGACAUUUUCAUGAAGAUACAUUGUCAUGCUGUGUUUCAUUUUAACUCAACUUCUCCAGCCUGAGAAAUAAGACUUGGCGCUACGCAGUUACAUGGAGAGAAUGCAUAACUGAUGUCUUACAGAGUUGUUUUCCUCACAAAUUGCACUUCAUUUUGUGGAACUGUCAUGAUCGAAAAGAUUGCUUAAUGCAGAGGUUUUGCUGUUUGGUUAGCAUGAAAUCUGCCUCAAGAGUGACUUUGUUUCUUGAAUGAAAGAUGUGUUGCUUACUUUGCAUUUUGCAAAGGUGUGUAUAUAGCCCUUUUUGUGGUAAGGCUGAUAGAGUUCCAGCAAGAGCGUACAUUGCCAGUGAUUGAGCAUUUACCUGGCAAUAUGUCAUUUCAAGAGCCGUAACAAAAACCCUGAUUUUUCUAUGAGUAAGUGGAGAAGUCAAUAAAGUGAUGGCAGUUUAACUGGCAAACACUUCUUAAUAAAGUUCGCAAUGGCUGCCAUAUAAACGUGUGAUUUUAACUGUCUAAAA
Messenger RNA from Colius striatus (speckled mousebird), 2922 nucleotides. RefSeq names its product MSL complex subunit 3 (gene MSL3). Gene Ontology annotation, biological process: regulation of DNA-templated transcription; chromatin organization. Lineage: Eukaryota; Metazoa; Chordata; Aves; Coliiformes; Coliidae. Bases 513 to 2084 code for a protein of 523 amino acids. Gene Ontology annotation, cellular component: NuA4 histone acetyltransferase complex; nucleus; MSL complex. The record is from RefSeq and is a predicted model, not a curated record. The transcript is spliced from 13 exons.